Linum trigynum is the source of this 2409-nucleotide messenger RNA. NCBI's taxonomy places the organism in Eukaryota, Viridiplantae, Streptophyta, Magnoliopsida, Malpighiales, Linaceae. The record is from the annotation of a GenBank genome assembly.
UUUAAACAUGAAUUUCACAGAGUAAUUCAUUUUGAUUGCAUCAUCCAAUUUCAUCAUCCAAACGACACCUAAGUGAAUUUCUUAACAGAUUGUUGCUCAUGUACCAGAAAAUAAGGGUGCGUUUAGAUAGAAUGAUUUGAAUUUGGUAUUUGUGAUUUAGAUUUCUAAAUGUCAAAUCAUGUGUUUGGAUAUUAAUCACAUUCAAUAUUUGGAUUUGUGCCAAAUUUAUGGGAUGAUUUCCAAAUACAUGUCUAGUAUAUUACUUGGACCUAUUUGUAAAAUAUUAAAAGUUUAGGUACUGUUUGAGCCCCAAUACUUAGGAGCCUGAUCCUUAGAACACCCGCUCCUUGUCCUGCGAUCCCUAGGCGCCUAUCCUGCCCACAUGCACAAAGAGCGGGGCGCCUGGGCCGUAAAUCAUUUGACGAUCAAGUUAGUUUUUUUUCUAGAAAGAGAAGUGUCUAACUCCAGUGUUUAGUGAGAGAAUCCAACUUGCAAAAAUGCUACCUACCGACCCUAUUUAUACUUACACAGCCUUGGACCGGGCUCCUCUAGUUCAGUUCCACGUCAGCAUCGCAUUUAAUGUUCCGUACUUCUGUCAGGCUAGGCGCCCCGACCAGCCUGUCAGCCUGAAAGAUGAUAGGCGCCCGACGUGGGGACUAUGGGCAGUCCGUACUUCCUUGGGCUUUUCUGAGUUUCGUCUCCAGGCCCCCUUCAUCACACCUGGCCUCAUCCCGGUGGGCUUACUUUAUGAUGAAGCCUUCUUCUUCCUCAUUGGGUCGUAUUGGGACUUUGUUUUGGACCUCUCCUUAUAAUACCCCGACCCAACAAUUGCCCCCCAGUUAGGCUCUCAAGACUCAAAAUUUGAGUGCCUAACUAUGUCUUUCGACGCAUCUGCUCCCCCCCCCCCCCCCCCCCCCCGGUAUGGUCAGACACCUUUAUGCAUCUCCUCCGUAGGUUAGGCGCCUCCCUACUGCUGCUAGCCAAUCGAAAGGUGUCUCUUUGAUGAGUUUCUUUUUGACCCACGACCCCCUAUGCAUUGCGGGCGAAUUACACCUGCCUAAUGGAUGCCCCCCCUUUUCCCAUUGUGGACACCUCGGUUCUCAUUCGAAACUCCUUCCCUUUCUAAACUGGGCGCCUGGAAAAUCCCCCCCCCCUUUUCUCGUCGUCGGCGCCUUAGUCCUUCAUGAACGCAUUCCAAGUUUCCAACCGCUAUGAUUUGCAAGAUAUUUUUUGAGGGCUUAAUAGGUUACACACCUCCCUUGCCCGUGAUGGUGACAUGUGGCGGAUGGGUGCGGAUGUCAAGGCGUGCCCCUUUCCUCUUAUAAAUACCUUUCAACCUUCUUCACCUGCAUGAUUAGUUCGCCCAAAACCCUUCCUCUCUCUAACCUCUCUCUAGCGCUUGUCUACCGUGGCCGCCGUUGACCCGCUCUUUUCACCGUUCCUACUCACCACUUAUGUCUACAUCCCAUGGUCAGGCCACCAGAGUGGGCGCCGCUCUGGAGCGAGGGGCCUCGUCUACUACCGGUAAGCGCCUAUCCCGCCCUUGGUGUUUAACACCAGUUUCAUUAUCUCUUAGUUUUCGUGAUUUUCCUUGAGGCGUGGGUGCCGCUUAGCUCGCUUUGCGGUGUGCGCCCGCUUCAAUUUUUUGUUUCUUUAGAGAGGGCGCCCCGGUCUGCUGGAACGCCAACCAUGUUGACGCCCGGUUUCAUGCCCGCAGGCGGCUCAUAUAAGAUCAUUCAUGGGAGAAAACUUUUUCCCCUCGACUAUUUGCCCAUCGACUCUUCUGAAAUUCCAUUCAACGUGGUCGGGCUAGAUCACCAAUCAACUGUGUCACGGGCGCGGGUAAUGGAACUGGUUACCAGCCUUCAACUGCCUCACAAUUGGUGGUAUGCGCCCGCUUCCCCUAUUAUAAGAGUGGGACUGUGUGGUCCCAAGUGGAUCGGGAUCUAUCAAGAAUACUUCCGCUUCGGGUUGCGGUUCCCGAUAGACCCAAUUUUGGAGGGGGUUUUGGCGACCUGCGGCUGCACGUUGGGGCACCUAUCUCCUUCGGUCAUACUGGUGUGAUUUUGUUCAAGUUGAAGUUAAGGGUGCAUAAUGUGAGGCCCACAUUUAACCUGUUUAGGUAUAUCUUCAAUGUGGUGCCACUCCAUAAUUGCCUAUCCUUAUAGAAGCGCACGAAGGUCCCACACCACUUUGUGGUUAAGUGCCCUAAAUUAGGGAGGAGUUGGUUUCAUGGAUUCUUUUUUGUUAAGGCAUAUCGAGAUUCCUUCUUCGAGAGUGAGAGCCCCUUCCUAACUGAAUGGGAGCUUGGAGAUGGGGCUGACUUUAACGUUGAAGUGCCCCUUUCUCCUAACAAGACUUGGGGUGCCAAACUGAUAUGCACUAUCCCAAUAAACCUUGACUGCGGAA